AGUGACUUUGGAAGCAUUUUCAUGAUGGCACUACCCUGGCUGUUAGUUUUGGAGCUUGUCCUUUAUGCCGGAUGUUUCGUCUGUGGGGUAAUAGCUGCAGCCUGGCUGACACUUACUCAGGGCCACUUUGACGGACGAUGUAUUCUCUAUGGCAGUGUUCACUAUAAUGUAUCUAUCCAGAGUGUGACCCUAGAGGGCUCUAGCUCUUCAUCCGUCUGCUAUUUUCUGUCAGCCAUUGCUGUGUGUAUGGCUAUUUACUGCUUUUUACUUAUUCUUUACUGGAUCUAUGCCAGCUGUGUGGAUGACAAUGUGAGAAGGGGGACUCUUUCUCUCAACACAUCUCUAGGAGUCUGUGGCCUUCUUCUGUUUUUUCUCUUGGUAUCAGGAUGUAUUCUCAAGAUCGGUAGAGACAGCUUGUGUUUCUCUGUCCUACAUAACAUUCCCUCUAUUACCAGUUGUGAAGAUGCAGAGAAUCAGACCUGGGUUCCUCCCUACACUGGAAAUCAGUUCCACGCUGGGCUGUACAAUACUGAGAAGUCUGUGUGGGUAAGCUUCUUCUUCUGGUUGUUAAUAACUGCAGUGGUGAUCAUUCAGAAAUGGCAGAGCUUGAGGUUGAAGGUUUGGGGUGAUGAUGAGUGGAGUAGGGCAGAAACAGAGCCUUUCCUGCAUCGCCCAUCCCGCACUUAG
Messenger RNA from Paramisgurnus dabryanus, 687 nucleotides. RefSeq names its product transmembrane protein 179Bb (gene tmem179bb). The record is from RefSeq and is a predicted model, not a curated record. Lineage: Eukaryota; Metazoa; Chordata; Actinopteri; Cypriniformes; Cobitidae.